This is a messenger RNA of Glycine soja, 2032 nucleotides long. RefSeq names its product cationic amino acid transporter 1-like. Gene Ontology annotation, molecular function: L-lysine transmembrane transporter activity; L-glutamate transmembrane transporter activity. NCBI's taxonomy places the organism in Eukaryota, Viridiplantae, Streptophyta, Magnoliopsida, Fabales, Fabaceae. Gene Ontology annotation, cellular component: plasma membrane. The record is from RefSeq and is a predicted model, not a curated record. The transcript is spliced from 5 exons. Gene Ontology annotation, biological process: transmembrane transport; amino acid transport. The coding region runs from base 155 to 1924 and encodes 589 amino acids.
UUCCAUCGAAAGAGUUUGUUACGGUCCUUUUUGAAUGUUGGUGUCUUAUUGCUGGCCAGAGAUACAAAAUUGAGAAUAAACUUGACAUUGAAGAAGCAUCCAUCCGGGGUUUUCAUCUUUGGGUCCAAAGUCAGAAAAAUAAGAGGUUUUUAGAAUGGAGGGGAAUGACGCGGAAGGCGUGAUAAAGUUGGAGUCAUUUCAGAGUGCAUGGAAUUAUGGCAAAGCACUGUUGGAGACACCGUGUCGGCUGGUGGAUCGGGUGACGGGUCGGUCCAUGGACGAGGUGGAGUUGAAGGAAGUGAAGAAGCGGAGCGAGCACGAGAUGAAGAAAACGCUCACGUGGUGGGACCUCAUAUGGUUCGGAAUGGGCAGCGUCAUAGGUUCGGGGAUCUUUGUAUUAACGGGAUUCGAGGUCAAGAAUCACGUGGGGCCCGGUGUGGUUCUGUCCUACGUUAUCUCUGGAAUCUCUGCCAUGCUCUCUGUCUUUUGCUACACUGAAUUUGCCGUGGAGAUUCCCGUCGCUGGUGGUUCAUUUGCUUACUUGAGAGUGGAGCUUGGUGAUUUCGUAGCAUUCAUAGCUUCAGGCAACAUUCUUCUCGAAUACGUGAUUGGUGGUGCAGCAGUGGCACGCUCAUGGACAUCCUACUUCGCCACUCUCUGCAACCAACCCUCCGACAAGUUCCUCAUCCAAGUCCACGGCCUCGCAGCAGACUACAGCCAGCUCGACCCUAUCGCCGUCGUCGUGCUCGUCGUCAUCGGCUUCUUCGCCGUCUUCAGCACGAAAGGCUCCUCCCGUUUCAACUAUAUCGCCUCAAUAGUCCAUGUCAUUGUCCUCAUCUUCAUCAUAGUUGCUGGCCUCACCAAAGCCGAAGCCAAAAACUACUCCGAUUUUCUCCCCUUUGGCCCUCGCGGGAUAUUUCAAGCUUCGGCAGUGUUGUUCUUUGCCUAUGUUGGGUUUGACGCAGUUUCAACCAUGGCCGAGGAGACAAAGAACCCCGGAAGAGACAUUCCUAUCGGUCUCAUCGGCUCGAUGGCGUGCACGACGUUCUUGUACUGCAUGUUGUCCGUGACGCUUUGUUUGAUGCAGAAGUUUUCGGAUGUUGAUGAGAAUGCUGCUUUCUCUGUGGCGUUUGAAGCUGUUGGGAUGAGUUGGGCUAAGUACAUUGUUGCAUUUGGGGCAUUGAAGGGGAUGACUAGUGUGCUCCUUGUUGGGGCUGUGGGACAAGCCAGGUACCUCACACACAUUGCUAGAACCCACUUGUUGCCUCCAUGGCUUGCUAAGGUAAAUGAGAGAACUGGGACACCCAUCUAUGCCACGGUUGUUAUGCUUAGUGCCACUGCUAUUGUUGCAUUUUUCACAAGCCUUGAUAUUCUAGCUAACCUACUUUCAAUCUCCACUUUGUUCUUGUUCUCCCUUGUGGCCUUAGCCUUGUUGGUUCGCCGCUAUUGUGCUAGAGGGGUGGCUACACAGUUGAAUGUUGUGAAAUUCAUUGUGUGUAUUAUUCUCAUAGUGGGCUCUUCUGUUGCCUCGGCGGUUUAUUGGGCCAAUACCACAAAAUGGGUUGGUUACACCAUAAUGGUGCCUCUUUGGUUUGUGGGAACAGUGGGGAUUUGGCUAUUGGUUCCACUAACAAAGAAGCCGAAGAUUUGGGGUGUGCCACUAGUGCCAUUUUUGCCAUCAGCUUCUAUUGGCAUCAAUAUUUUCCUUCUUGGGUCGUUGGAUAAGGCUUCGUUUAGAAGAUUUGGAGUGUGGACUGCGAUUUUGUUGGUGUAUUACCUGUUUGUGGGAUUGCAUGCAUCUUAUGACAUGGCAAAGAUACAGAAGAAGCAGAGAUUAGAGGCCAAGACUGAGUCAAAGUUGGAUGAAGAAAAUGUUGCUCCAUCCGUGACAGGGUCUGGUACAAAUAAUGAAGAUCAUAUAUAGGAGUUUAAUUUAACUAGUUGAUGAUUAUGUGGUCAUUGUUAUGUCCCACUUUGUAUGUGAUUAUUGUUUUUGUGAACUUCUUUGACAAAUAAGGCUUGUUUGGAUUGA